Messenger RNA from Malassezia vespertilionis, 1713 nucleotides. RefSeq lists its product as uncharacterized. The transcript is spliced from 2 exons. The record is from RefSeq and is a predicted model, not a curated record. The coding region runs from base 1 to 1713 and encodes 570 amino acids. Lineage: Eukaryota; Fungi; Basidiomycota; Malasseziomycetes; Malasseziales; Malasseziaceae.
AUGCCGAGUGCACAGCUGCCUGGGCAGACGUCCAUGAAUACGGGCCAACCUGGAUCACCGGCGCUGACAUCUGGUUCCCCAGCACCGGCACAGCGCCCGGCCGCUGCAACGGGGCAAGGAAUGCAGCCAUAUACCCAAGUCCGACUUUCGGGCCAGUACAAUAACCCCAUUGUGACGGUGAACAGGAACGUGCUUGCGAACACACCUACGAAUUCCGACCCGUCGCCUGUGCCCGACCCUCGGGCAGCAGCGGCGCCGCGGCAAAACCCACCGUUCAUCAUCUCCAAUAGCCUUGCUGCUGCAUCGGGCCUCAAUGCCAACAUGCGGCGCCCCUCGUUGGCGACAUCCCGUGCUGCACCGGCGCUGCAGGCGCGUUUACCGCCACACAAGGAUCUGGUUGAGGAAGAUAAAGAACUUUCUGCACAGCGCGCACGAACAAAGCAGCGGAUGGACGACGCAUUGUCCAGCGACCACGACAAAUGUUUGCGACCAGCUGUGGAUACGCCGUUUGCAUCUGCAGAGGAUGUCGUGGACCGCUUAUUGCCGUAUCAUGUCUGGUUGCUACCGGAGAAGGAUUUGUUGCUCGGAAUGCAAGGUAAACUGAUUUCACGGCCCGCCGAAGCAUGCGAUGAGGAUGCGGCGUGCACAUUUGCCGUUCCUUACAAGCGUGCGAAAUAUGCAAAUUCUGCGCAAGAUACCCUGCUUACCCUACCGCCGUUCCCUAGCGUGUCUUCCACACUGUACUUGUACGAGCGACGUGCAAAGCUUGUGCAUGGCUGCAAGGCAAUCAAAACAAAAGCAGAUACGACGUACAUGCGUGCGCCUGAAAUGCUUGUAUCGCAGGAGCAGCUGGAACGUACACUGUACGAGGACGAAAUGCGCGACUUUCAGGAUCUCUCCAAUGAAUUGCGCCGUGCGCGUGCGCAGCUUGAAGAAAUUGAGCGACAGCGGAAUUGGCGCUUUGGCGUUCCCGCCGCGGCGUCUUUGUCUAUCCCAACACGCGACUGGGCGACCUCAUGGAAUGCAAAGCGCUUCGUGUCGCCGAGCACGCCCGAUAUUAGCCGCCGCUUAGAAAGCCUAUAUCCAUCGCAAGGCUAUGGUGCAAAUGCGCCCAUCACGCGACCAUUCAGUGUUGCUUCCAGCUCGCCUCGGCCUUCUGGAAAUGCGCCGCUUCCUGCGUUGACGCACGCUCUGGUAUCCCAUCUUGCCGGCCUCACAUCUGGCGGUGUGCGUGCGUUGCAGUCUGCUGGCUCGGCCAACGUGCCUUCGCCGCCAUCGUCAAGCGCAAUUCCGCUGGUGACACCUAAAGAAGAUGGGUCACAGACGUCGGUCCCGACGCAGCCUCUUCCUUUGGUCGUUCCUGUAGCUGCCGUGCCGAGGCUCACCGCACUUGGCAUCCAUCUCGUGCCUGCUACGCACCUCAUUCCUGCAUUAUCUUUGGCCAGUGCAGGCCAAUCAGUUGCGAUGAAUCCAGGGCUUACCGCGCCGCGUCCCAUCGUCGGCGUGCAAAACGAACCUGUGCUGUUGGUCGGUAUCACCGAUGCACACAACCCAGGCAUGAAUCCUAGCUCUCGCCAGCGCUUACAUUUGAGUGUCGUGCUUGCGAAACUGCGGCCCGAGCAGCUGAGUGGACUUGCGACGCUGAUGCAGGCACUGCAAGCGGAGGAAGAGGCGCCAGCGCCGACACAGCCCGAUAGGGGAGAUACAGUGUAA